AUGGCCAGUGUAUCACCACACAAGAAGCAGGGAAUCAGUCUUGCUUCGAACAACCCCUUUGACAAGCCUGUAAUUUGGAGCAAUGUCUUGAGUGAGCCUGCCGACGUUGCUGGCCUCAUAGAAGCCAUAAAUAUUACCCUGAAACUGACGAACACCGACGCUUUGAAAGCCCACAAUUUCACCUUGUCCACCACACCUAUGGAUGUCUGCUCUGAUCACCCUUUUCUUAGCACGGAAUACUGGGUUUGUGCGUUACGACAAAGUGUAGUGCCCCGAGCUCACACGGGAGGAACCUGCAAAAUGGGUCCUUCCUCGGAUCCCAUGGCAGUCGUUGAUCCUCAGUUACGAGUCUAUGGGGUCGGGGGACUCCGCAUUGCGGAUGCUUCCAUCAUGCCCAUGGUUACUUUUGCUGAUACCGCGGGACCGACUAUGAUGAUUGGAGAACGAGCUGCUGGUUUCAUUAAAAAACAUUCGAUGCAGAAUUUUCAACGUGGUUGCCUACAAUGA
Neodiprion fabricii is the source of this 507-nucleotide messenger RNA. RefSeq names its product glucose dehydrogenase [FAD, quinone]-like. The transcript has 3 exons. The coding region runs from base 1 to 507 and encodes 168 amino acids. Lineage: Eukaryota; Metazoa; Arthropoda; Insecta; Hymenoptera; Diprionidae. Gene Ontology annotation, molecular function: flavin adenine dinucleotide binding; oxidoreductase activity, acting on CH-OH group of donors. The record is from RefSeq and is a predicted model, not a curated record.